This is a messenger RNA of Rhagoletis zephyria (snowberry fruit fly), 405 nucleotides long. The record is from RefSeq and is a predicted model, not a curated record. Lineage: Eukaryota; Metazoa; Arthropoda; Insecta; Diptera; Tephritidae.
AUGGUCUGGCCACACAAGGCCGGCUUCGGCAUCAAGCUGGUGCGAAUGGGCUGCAAGAACCGACCGUACUACCAGAUCGGCGCAAUGCCCUCACGUCGGCGGACCGGUCUUCUGCCCGACGAAGUCAUCGGCUCUCUCGAUCCCAUUCCCAAUGAACGCAACGAAAUUGUGGCCGCCGUCGAUCUGAGUCGACUUUCCUACUGGCAAGGGCGUGGCGGCAGACUCAGUGUCGGCAUGGAGACACUACUCGGGUUAGCCGGCUGGACACCGGUGCCGCCGCAUGUGUACCUCAAAGCGAAGGAGGAACGCGACAAGGAGGCCACUGCCAAGAGCAGAGAAGGUGAGGGGAAGGAAGACGAAGAACCUCAGGUGGAAAGAGUACUCCCCAAGAAGUUGCCAUUCUAG